CUGAAAAAAAAUCCACAGGGACUCGAAAGUGAUUUCCGACACAGUAUUCACUUUCACUUUCAGAGGUUUCAUAAAAAUCCAAUCUUUCUUCCUAACACAACUGGCGCUCUCUCUCUCUGCCACUCUCAGUCUUCUUCUUCUUCUCUCUCUUUCUAUUCAGAAUAUAAUCCAAUAAAGUCAAUUCCUUUUUAUCUGAGAGAAACUCCGUCACUCAGUUCUUAUCUGUAUCUGUAAUGGAACUUGUUCCAUACUCAGAACCGAACUCAUCAAACCCAGCUUGGCAAGACAUGUUUCGAUCAGCCUCAAUUCGAAAACCCUCCCCAACCCCACCAUCACACGCGCCUCCUUCGGCGCGUGGGAGCGAAUCACCGGAAAUGGCCGCCGACCCAGAUCGUACAGCCACCCUCUCCGGCGAUCCCCAGGUACGACUCGCGCUCUACAUAGCCAUGGCCCACGCUGGCCUGGCCUUCACUAUCUUCAUUCUCUUCGCCGUUUGUAAGCUUCUAGAGGAAUAUCUCAGACCCAUUCAAUGGGCUGUGCUUUGCUCAAUCCCAUUAAGGGGAAUUCAACAAACCCUAGAAGCCUUCUGGACUGAGCCAUUGAAUUUGGGCUUGACAGAGACCGUUCUAGCCAUCCCAGUAGCUGUUUUUAGGGUUUUUGUUGGUACCCUUGUAGAGGUCCGGGAAGCUGCGGUUCGAAUUCUGCUCAGAAAACCCAAAUCAGCUCACUCCAAACGGCGCCGUGGCGCCUUCUCGAAGCUGCUCCGGUGGCUGGUGUCGUUUUGGGUGUUCAUUUUUGUUUAUGAGACUUUUGGUGGGUUAGGGUCUUUAGGGAUUGUUGGGUUGGGUUUUGUGUUCAGUGCCAAAACAGUUGAUUCCACCAUGUCAACGGUUACUUCUUUCAGAAGUGUUAGCUUCCCUCGUAGUAGAAUUAGUGCUUUUUUCACAAGAGGGUUGUUGAAAAGGUUGAAGACCAUUGUUGGAAUUGGUUUAAUUAUUGGUAUGAUUGUUGGGUUUUUGUUUGGUGUUACAUUUUUCUCUUAUAAGAUUGGUGUUGAAGGUAAAGAUGCUGUUAUUUCAUUGAAACUACAUGUGGAAGAGAGCAAUUAUGCUGAGAGAAUUGGUGUUAAGAAAUGGAUGGAAGAGAAUGAUUUGCCUGGAAUGGUAGACAAGUAUAGUACCAAAGCAUAUGAGACUGUUUCUGAACAGAUUGACACUUUAGCAAUGCAGUAUAAUCUAACCGAAUUCGUCACUGGAAUCAAGCAUUUUAUUAUCAAGCGCCAGGCGAAUUCCUCAGUGCCUUCAACCGCUCUGAUUAGCCCCUCACCUUACACCGAAAAGCUUUUGAGUUUAAGGAAUCGGAUGAGUAACCGAGAAUGGGGACAGAUUUACACAGAAAUGGAUGCCAUAAUCCGAGAAUUGAUCAUCACUAGGGAGGAUUUGGUAGAGAAGGCAAAAGGAUAUGCUGUAAAAGGCGUGGAUGUGUCGCAGCGUGUGCUCACUAGUAGCACAACCGUUCUGGGAAGCAGUGCGAAAUUCAUGUUCUCCAUAGGGAAUUCCAUCAUUUCUGGUGCUGCUGAGGUUUUCAAUUUCUUGUCUCAGUCAAUGGUGUUCUUCUGGGUUUUGUAUUACCUCAUUACAACCGAGUCCGGCGGUGUGACUGAGCAAGUGAUAUGCAUGCUUCCAAUUUCGAAAUCAGCUAGAGAUAGAUGUGUUGAGGUUCUUGAUCAAGCUGUUUCAGGAGUACUUCUGUCCACUGCUGAGAUUGCAUUUGUUCAAGGAUGUCUAACAUGGCUUUUGUUUAGGCUGAUUAAGAUACAUUUCUUGUACAUGUCUACAGUUCUUGCUAUCAUUAGCUCUCUGUUACCAAUCUUCCCAUCAUGGUUUGCAACAAUUCCAGCUGCUCUGCAACUUGUGCUCGAAGGUAGAUACAUCGUGGCGAUCGUUUUAUUCAUUGUUCACCUUUUUCUUAUGGAUUAUGGUGCAUCCGAAAUUCAGGAGGACAUUCCUGGCCAUAGUACUUAUCUCACUGGUCUUAGCAUCAUUGGUGGAAUGACAUUGUUUCCCUCGGCGCUAGAGGGUGCAAUUAUGGGGCCACUGAUAACCACAGUUGUGAUAGCACUCAAGGAUUUGUAUGCUGAAUUUGUUCUUGAAGAACCUAAGAAAAAAGAGAGCUAACUUACUCUGGUAUGGGAUGGCAUAUCCAUUUUAUUAUUAUUUGUUUGCAUCAUUAUUUGGAUUGCAAGCACAUUAUUCUUUCCCCUAUAAUUUAUGUUUGAAAGUGAUUCUAUUCUUCUCUACUUAGAUGAGAUGGUGUGUGUUUAUUCAUUAAUCAAUAUUUAUUUAUAACAAAGCAUAUUAGCAUCUUUAGAUGAGUUGCUAAUAGGUGUCUUUUUCUUUCCCACUACUUCCUUGUAAUCUUUAGAUCAUGAGUUGUUAUUGUAUCUUCUUUCUUACUUUUUGCUUUGGUGGGUUGUAUUUUUGAAGAAAAAAAUAACUAUUGUACAUUCUCUGUAUUCAUGUAAGACUUGGUUACUUUUUGUAGGUGUAUACAUUUUGUAAGUUAUUAAUAAAUAUUAAUGAUUACUAUCUA
Humulus lupulus (European hop) is the source of this 2592-nucleotide messenger RNA. RefSeq lists its product as uncharacterized. The record is from RefSeq and is a predicted model, not a curated record. The transcript has 2 exons. Bases 234 to 2177 code for a protein of 647 amino acids. NCBI's taxonomy places the organism in Eukaryota, Viridiplantae, Streptophyta, Magnoliopsida, Rosales, Cannabaceae.